AUGUACGGCGGGCCCGAAGGGGAUCAUCUCAGCUAUGGAGGUGCCAUCCGACCCAUAAGCGGGCAGCAGGCUCGCUCGGCCUGGAAGUCAUCAAAAUCCCGGUCGAAGGAUCUCGAGGGCACCCUUGGAGCAGGAUACGAUGAAAUCGUUGACGAUCGCAGCGAAGUUUUCGCUGAGCCUCCGAGAGGGUGCUUCCGGGGAAUCCGGGCCCUCUGGGCCACCCGUCAGAUGGCGGCCGACAAGUCGGACAAGGACUGGUUGGUGAAAACGACCCUUCGUGAGCUGUUCAUCUACAUCUGUUUCCUGUGCAUCCUGUGCAUCCUCACGUUCGGUAUGAUGAGUCCCACCAUGUUCUAUCAAACCAAGGUCCUGAACGACCUCUUCCUCGACUCGAACUUCAAGGACAAUUCGGGCAACAUGAGAGGAGCGACCAGCCUCGACAAUUUCUGGCAGUUCGUCGAUGACGUCCUCAUCGGUUCCCUGUAUUGGGACACGUGGUACAACAACCAGACGCUGGUCAGAGACGACCGUAACAUCCUUUACGAGAAUCGGCUCCUCGGCUCGCCUCGAUUCCGGCAGUUGCGCGUCCGGAAUAACUCGUGCAACGUUCACACCAAUUUCAAGAAGGUCAUCUCCCAGUGCUACGACAACUAUUCGCCCUUCUUCGAAGACACCGAACCAUUCGGGCUAAUGAACGGUACGGCGUGGACCUACCACAAGGAGAAGGAGCUCGACGGUUAUGAUCAUUGGGGCUUGCUGUACCGCUACAGCGGAGCCGGAUAUUAUUCCGAUAUCGGUACCACGAAGGAAGAGGCUCUUAACUCCGUUCAGGAGCUCAAGGACAACCUCUGGAUAAACCGAGGAACUCGCGCCGUGUUCAUCGACUUCACCGUCUACAACGCCAACGUCAACCUCUUCUGCGUCGUCAAGCUAGUGUUCGAAUUUCCGGCGACCGGCGGCAUGAUCCCGUCGUGGAGUUUCCGUACGGUGAAGCUCCUCCGAUACGUUACAACCGGGGACUACAUGAUUCUCGGAUGCGAGUUCAUCUUCCUUCUCUACAUAUUCUACUACGUCAUCGAGGAAUUCCUGGAGAUCAAGGCCAACCGAGCUACCUACUUCAAAUCCAUCUGGAACAUCUUGGACAUCCUGGUGAUUAUUAUAUCCGGUGUCUGCAUCGGUUUCUCCAUAUACCGAACAGUCAUGGUCAACCAAUUACUGGUCGAGCUCCUGAACAAACCGGACGAAUACGCCGAUUUCGGUAAACUCGGCUUCUAUCAAUUCCAAUUCAAUAAUGCAGUCGCUCUGGCUGUGUUCUUCGCGUGGAUCAAGAUCUUCAAGUACAUUUCCUUCAAUAAGACCAUGACUCAAUUGUCGUCAACCCUGUCUCGAUGCUCCAAGGACGUCGCUGGAUUUUCGGUGAUGUUCUUCAUCGUUUUCUUCGCCUUCGCCCAACUGGGCUACCUUCUCUUCGGGACCCAAAUCAAAGGAUUCAGCAACUUCUCCAACGCAGUGUUCACGCUCCUCCGUUUAAUCCUCGGAGACUUCAACUUCGAGGAACUCGAACAGGCGAACCGAGUCCUUGGUCCGAUUUACUUCCUCUCGUAUGUGUUCUUCGUCUUCUUCGUUUUGCUGAACAUGUUCCUGGCGAUCAUCAACGACACGUACGCCGAAGUCAAAGUGGAAAUCGCGCAGCAGAAGAACGAGUUCGAGAUCGUCGACUACUUCAAGAAGGGCUACAACAACUUCCUCACCAAGAUCGGACGGAGAGAUCAGAUCGUCGACAUCCAGAACGCGAUGCGCAUGGCCGAUACCGACAACGACAACAAACUCACAUUCGAAGAGGUCCGUAAAAGCCUCCGCGGUCAGAAUUACAGCGAUACCGAGAUCGAGAUGCUUUUCGCGAAAUACGACAUCGACGGGAAUCGCGAACUCAACGAACAGGAGGUCAAGGCCAUGAUGGCGCACCUCGAGGGACAGAAGAACCUUCUGGAUCAGGAAAUCGCCAACGAACAAAACGGCAUCUCGACCGAGUCUCCCAUCAGCGGAAGUGGGGGUCUCGAUGCGGCGAGCGCCGAAGAGAUUAACGUUCUCCAGAAACGAGUCGAUCGUAUGGAGCAUUCGAUCGGAGCCAUCGUCAGCAAAAUCGAUGCUGUUCUCCGCGGCAUGGAAGAGAUGGAGAACAAGAAGAAACGUCGAAGGGACGGCAUGUCUAAAAUACUUGAUAGCAUUUCCGAUUCGGGAGAGAUCGACGACAAGGAGAAGAGGACCCGGAUCGAGAAAUUGGUCAAGGAAGAACUUCUGAGAACAGAAUCUGAAGCUUCGCUGAAAGAUCCGUCUCAGCCCUAG
Molecule: messenger RNA, 2346 nt
Organism: Galendromus occidentalis (western predatory mite)
Lineage: Eukaryota; Metazoa; Arthropoda; Arachnida; Mesostigmata; Phytoseiidae
Product: polycystin-2-like
Exons: 1
Coding region: 1-2346 (781 amino acids)
Biological process (GO): detection of mechanical stimulus
Cellular component (GO): membrane
Molecular function (GO): calcium ion binding; calcium channel activity
Source: RefSeq, a predicted model, not a curated record